CUCACCGUCAUCCAUUUACCAGCCUCGCCACUCCGAGGGGCGCACGUUAAUAAGAUUAGCAAUUAAAACGCGACCGAGUGUCUGUGGCACGGGGCCACCCCCAGGCUGAGCCGGGGCGGGACGGCGCUCCUGGCGGCCGCGCAGCACAACAGACGUGCGGGCGCUGGGGCGGGAAGCCAGUGCGCGAGCUCAGGGCCAUGGAGAAAGCGCGGCCGCUGUGGGCCAAUCCGCUGCAGUUCGUGUUCGCCUGCAUCUCUUACGCCGUGGGCCUGGGCAAUGUGUGGCGCUUCCCCUACCUGUGCCAGAUGUACGGCGGAGGGAGUUUCCUGGUGCCCUACGUCGUCAUGCUCAUCGUGGAGGGAAUGCCGCUCCUGUACCUGGAACUGGCGGUCGGACAGCGCAUGCGCCAGGGCAGCAUCGGCGCCUGGCGCGCCAUCAGCCCCUACCUGAGCGGCGUCGGCGUCGCCAGCGUGGUGGUCUCCUUCUUCCUGUCCAUGUACUACAACGUCAUCAACGCCUGGGCCUUCUGGUACCUCUUCCACUCCUUCCAGAACCCCCUGCCGUGGUCUCGCUGCCCACUGAAUGGCAACCGCACGGGCUACGACCAGGAGUGUGAGCUGGCUUCGUCGACACAGUACUUCUGGUACAGGAAGACCCUCAACAUCUCGCCGUCCAUCCAGGAGAGCGGCGGUGUGCAGUGGGAGCCGGCGCUGUGCCUCGUGCUGGCCUGGCUCGUGGUGUACCUGUGCAUCCUCCGGGGCACCGCGUCCACCGGCAAGGUGGUGUAUUUCACAGCACUGCUGCCCUACUGCGUGCUCAUCAUCUACCUGGUCCGGGGCCUCACGCUCCACGGAGCCACGAACGGCCUGGUGUACAUGUUUACCCCCAAGGUGGAGCAGCUGGCCAACCCCAAGGCCUGGAUCAACGCGGCCACCCAGAUCUUCUUCUCGCUCGGCCUGGGGUUCGGCAGCCUGAUCGCCUUCGCCAGCUACAACGAGCCCUCCAGCAACUGCCAGAGGCACGCGGUGAUCGUGUCCCUCAUCAACAGCUCCACCUCCAUAUUCGCCAGCGUCGUCACCUUCUCCAUCUAUGGCUUCAAGGCCACCUUCAACUACGAAAGCUGCGUGAACAGGGUGAUUCUGCUGCUGACCAAUUCUUUCGACCUGGAAGACGGCUUUCUGACAGCCAGCAACCUGGAGCAGGUGAAGGGCUACCUGGCAUCCACCUACCCCAGCCGGUACAGCGAGGUGUUCCCGCAGAUGAGGAACUGCAGCUUGGAAGCCGAGCUGGACACGGCAGUCCAGGGCACGGGCCUGGCUUUCAUCGUCUACACGGAGGCCAUCAAGAACAUGGAGGUGUCCCAGCUGUGGUCGGUGCUGUACUUCUUCAUGCUGCUGAUGCUGGGUAUCGGGAGCAUGCUGGGCAACACGGCCGCCAUCCUCACCCCGCUGACCGACAGCAAGGCCAUCUCCAGCCGCCUGCCCAAGGAGGCCAUCUCAGGUCUGGUGUGCCUCAUCAGCUGUGCCAUCGGCAUGGUGUUCACCACGGAGGCCGGCAACUACUGGUUCGACAUCUUCAACGACUACGCGGCCACGCUGUCCCUGCUGCUCAUCGUCCUGGUGGAAAUCGCGGCCGUGUGCUACGUGUACGGGCUCAGGAGAUUUGCAAGUGACCUUCAGGCCAUGACCGGCCACCCUCUGAACUGGUACUGGAAGGUCAUGUGGGCCGGCGUGAGCCCGCUGAUCCUCAUCAGCCUCUUGCUCUUCUACCUGAGCGACUACGUCCUCACGGGGACCCUGCAGUACCAGGCCUGGGACGCCGCCCAGGGCCAGCUCGUGACCAAGGACUACCCCACGUACGCACUGGCGGUCAUCGGGCUGCUGGUGGCCUCCUCCACCAUGUGCAUCCCCCUGCUGGCCCUGGUGGCUUUCAUCCUGCGCUGCCUCAGGAGGGGAGGGGACACGGCCUCCGAGGCCUGAGAGCCGGGCCUCCUGGAGGCCACGGCCAGUGCUUGUCUCCCAGCUGCUGUUUCCAGGUGGCACGGCCUCGGCUGCUUUUGCAAGUGUUGGGCUCCCGGAGCUCCCAGCCCUCAUCUUCCCGAGCCCAGAAAGAAGAGUCGGGAAGUGUAGAGGGGGGAGGUGCCCCCUGGAAACCCACACCCUGUCCCCCCAACAGCCCCUCCGGCCGCUGCCUCCCCCCAAGGUCAUACAGGCUGUCUCCUUGUCACCCCAGAGGCAGGCUUUUCAAGGCCGGUCUUAACGACAGUUGCUUCCUCGAUUCUAGGAGCAUCCUGGAAUUAGAGUUCAGUGAGCUGAAAUGUGACUGUGACUUUUAUGGGCCAGAAUGUCAGCCGUGGCCUCCCCCAAAGAGGUUCCCAAACACGAGAGGGCCAUCGUUUCCUCACCAGUUUGAAGAGUUCUCUAAGUGCCUGAGAAGACAGAUCUGAACAUCACCAGGGCAGACUCAGUCCUCGCCUCUCUGUCGCAGUGACGAUGCAUAUGCCACGCCCUCCUUCACUAACGGGCCUGACUGGCCGUCAACAAGGCUGUGGUUCGGGACUCACAAAAUUAGAAUUUCUGUAAGCCCAGGUCCUUCACAGCGGGCCCAGGGCCAGUCCUCUCAACAAAAAGGGCCCCAACUCCGGUUUUAGCGCUGCUGGGAUGGCAGGCAUCCACCUAAUGUGCAUUCGGGUGCAGUGGCCAGGCCAGUGUAGGGAAGACCAAGAGCACUACUCACAAUCCAAUUAAACGUAUUUAUCUGUAUAUAAGUUUUCUAAAAUGUACAUAACUCAAACAGAGCACCUUGUAACUGAAGUCACCAUAUUUAUGAUAAAGCU
Molecule: messenger RNA, 2836 nt
Organism: Artibeus jamaicensis (Jamaican fruit-eating bat)
Lineage: Eukaryota; Metazoa; Chordata; Mammalia; Chiroptera; Phyllostomidae
Gene: SLC6A20
Product: solute carrier family 6 member 20
Exons: 11
Coding region: 198-1979 (593 amino acids)
Biological process (GO): sodium ion transmembrane transport
Cellular component (GO): plasma membrane
Molecular function (GO): L-proline transmembrane transporter activity
Source: RefSeq, a predicted model, not a curated record